This is a messenger RNA of Fonsecaea nubica, 1311 nucleotides long. RefSeq lists its product as hypothetical. The coding region runs from base 1 to 1311 and encodes 436 amino acids. Gene Ontology annotation, molecular function: lipid binding; protein binding. NCBI's taxonomy places the organism in Eukaryota, Fungi, Ascomycota, Eurotiomycetes, Chaetothyriales, Herpotrichiellaceae. The transcript is spliced from 2 exons. The record is from RefSeq and is a predicted model, not a curated record. Gene Ontology annotation, cellular component: medial cortex; Rvs161p-Rvs167p complex; actin cortical patch. Gene Ontology annotation, biological process: endocytosis; plasma membrane tubulation; actin cortical patch localization.
AUGAGUCUCAAAGGCGUGGGAAAGAGUAUAACUCGAGCCCCACAACAGUUUAAGCAGCGCUUCAAUAUCGGCGAUAAUACAAAAGAUGCAGUCUACAUUGAUGCCGAGAGACGCUUUCAGGAGCUGGAGAAGGAGACCAAGAAGCUGCACGACGAGUCGAAAAAGUAUUUUGAGGCCAUCAAUGGCAUGCUGAACCACCAGAUCGAAUUCUCGAAAGCCAUCCAGGAGAUUUAUAAGCCUAUAUCUGGCCGUGUCUCCGACCCCAACUCGCUCAUCCCAGAAGGCAACCCGGAAGGAAUUCGAGCCUGCGAAGAGUACGAGUCGAUUGUGCGCGAACUACAGGCCACACUGCAGCCAGAGUUGGAAAUGAUCGAGCAGCGAGUAAUAGCGCCAGCUGACCAGUUACUCGAAGUCAUCAAGGUUAUCCGCAAAAUCAAUACCAAGCGCGAUCACAAACAGCUCGACUUUGACCGACACCGAGCCACCCUCAAAAAGCUGCAGGACAAGAAAGACAAGACCCUCAAGGACGAAAAGGCUCUUUUCAAGGCAGAAAACGACGUCGAACAAGCUACACAGGACUACGAAUAUUUCAACAACUUGCUCAAAGACGAACUGCCCAAGCUGUUUGCGCUGGAAGCCGAAUUCAUCCGGCCUCUUUUCCAGUCCUUCUACUACAUGCAGCUCAACGUUUUCUACACUCUCCAUGAGAAGAUGCAAGCCAUCAAUAUUGGGUACUUCAACCUCAAUCUGGACAUUGAGGAGGCAUUCGAGAUGAAACGCGGGGAUGUCCAGGAACGCGCAGAGGCGCUCUCGAUCGUGCACUUUAAGAGCACAGGUGGAGUAAAACCUCGUGGAGUGUCGAGAUACGGACUGGGGCUCUCGAAAGCCAAGGAAGCGGAAGCAGGUAAAAGCUCUUACGCAAGUCGGAGGACAAGUCAUCUCGAGGACGGCGUUUCCAACCCGCCUCCGCCUUACUCUCCGACUGGCUCAGCAAGUUUGCCCAGCAGCCCUGCAAUAGGAAGUCCUUCGCUGAAUGCGGCCAUCGCUGCAAAGGGCAAGCCUCCACCACCUAAACCCAAACCAAGCCGUCUCAGCGGUGUACCCAACGCCGAGACUUGCACCGCCUUGUAUGACUACGAGGCGCAAGCAGAAGGAGAUCUCAGUUUCAUGACCGGGGACGUCAUCGAGAUCACCUCGAGGACACAGAACGAGAAUGAGUGGUGGACGGGGCGAGUCAACGGACGAGAAGGGCAAUUUCCUGGUAUGUGUAGCCUGUUUCAAUUUUCAGAAGGCAUGACUUUGAAGAGCUGA